Camellia sinensis is the source of this 5223-nucleotide messenger RNA. The record is from RefSeq and is a predicted model, not a curated record. Lineage: Eukaryota; Viridiplantae; Streptophyta; Magnoliopsida; Ericales; Theaceae.
CGCCUCUUCAAAUCUCUCCGUAGUGGUUUCUUUAUUUAUUUAUUGUUCGUUAAGCUCUACACUCUCACAAUUUCUCUGUAAAACCCUACCUACAUUGUUUGUUCUUCAAUUUCAAUAGCCAGUGUUUACAUUUUGUACAUUCUAUAUAUAUAGAAAGAGAGAGAAUAUAGAGAGAGAGGAACCAACAGACCAGACCAUGCCCCCUCGAUCGGCAACUCGUAAGAAAUCGACAUGGAAAUCUAAACAAUCGGAGCUCGAAUUGAGUCUGGCCGACCAGAGCAACACAAUGCCGGAGUCGGAGAACAAAGGACAAGAAGCUCUAUCUGCUGCGGUGAAGGACGAAGGCGGCGAACAGGUGGCGCCGCUGGUGAUCGCCGGAGUGGAAAUCAAGCAAGAACUUGGGGUUUUAGACUCAAAUUAUGCAGACAGGGCUGUAAUGAGUACAGCAGUGAAAACGAAGGUUAAGGAGGAGGAGGAUGGAGAAAGAAUGGAGGGUGAUCAUGACAAGUUUGACAAUGCAGCUGAUGAAAAAGAAGUAAAGGGUGAACAGAAAGAAGGAAUACAUGUUGGUGUAGAGGACCCGAUGCUAGAGGAGGUAGACGUCGCGGUAGGGGAUAUUGCUGCAGACAUUGCUACGGAGGAGAUUUAUCCACCUGAGCCUGAGCCUGAGCCUGAGCCUGAGUUGCCAUCGUUGAGGGUGAGACCAUUUGACUCGGCUACUUACCGCCCACGCACUCAUGUGAUGGUCCCCGGUGGCAUGUUGAGAUUUGAUGAUUUCGAGCAGGGCGCGCCAGAGGACUUUCUCUUACGAGAGCGCACAUCGCAUCUCUCCCACGAUGCUUCUGAGGCUGAUGCUUAUGCCUGGAGAGGUUACGGAGCUGUGACAGCGAGGGAUUGGUAUCAGGAGCUCCCUGCUAGAGUCCGGGAGAUGGUAGAUGAGGCAGGCUUCGGCUUAUUUUGCUCCGGGCUCUCACGGCUACAGGCGAGCCGACCCUUACUUGGCGCCUUGGUGGAGAGGUGGUGGGACACCACCAACUCUUUCCACUUCUCCUCUACAGGGGAGAUGACGAUGACUCCCUAUGAUUUCUCGAUGAUCACAGGGCUACGAGUAGGGGGUGAUCCGAUCCCCUUUGAUCUAGACAUGGGCCAGUGGCGGGCCGCUUGGGUCUAUCUUCUUGGAGCACACCCUCCGUUGGCCAAGCCAUCUAUGGUGAGAUACAGUUGGUUCUACGACCACUUCCACGGGAGUCAGCCAGAGACUCAGGAGCAGGUGGAGCAGUAUACCCGGGGAUUUUUGAUCUACCUUCUCGGCACCACCUUGUUUGCGAACAGGUGGAACACUGUUGGUUUAUAUCUUCUUAGUGCUUUAGUGGUGUUGCCACGGGUUCGCGACUACGACUGGGGUGGUGCUGGCCUUGCCACCUUGUACAUUUAUAUGAGCUCCGGUUCCCGCAAGAAAGGGAACAUGGUUGGCGGCUACUGGAGAGCUUGGGAUCUUUGGGUCUAUGCUUACUUUCCCACUCUUGCCCCGGUUCCGAGAGAUGAGGUGGCAGCAGUUGUGCCUCACUCGAGGCUGUACGAUGGUAAGUGCUACCCUCGUCGCCGCAGCGUCACCACAUUUGCCUACUACCGCCGCUUUUUUGACAUAGUGACGGCCCGCGAGGUUACUUGGCAGCCGUGGGUAGUCAUGCCUGCCGGGACGAGGGAUGAUUAUGUUGGCUCUUGGAAUACCUCCCGGUUAAGGAUUCUGUUGGAGGGUCCUUUCUGCAGAACCUGGUAUUUAGGGGAGCGCUUUGUACGUCAGACUCUGGGCCUUGCUGACCCCAUUGUUCUUGCUCCUCCUCCUCUAUCUAUGAGGACCGCCGAUAGUCUUCCUGCCGAGGCUAUCGUGACAUUCAUGGUAGGGCAGGACGGUGAUCUGCACCGUGGAGAUGGGGAGUACACUGCAUUUAUCCGGACCCACCUUAUGCCGCCUCUGACCAGAGUUCGCACGGGUGGCGCUGCUGACGUACCCCCUGCUAGAGGUGCUAUUCCAAUGGCUGAGCCAGAGGUUGGAGGCGCUGCCCCUGCAGUUCAUGUGGCCGGUCUUCCUGCAAUCCCGACUGCGAUCACUUAUUGGCGGCCGAAUGGGACAGCCCACCAGAUUCCACUCGAGCAGCCAGAGGAGCGUGAGUAUGUUCGGGACCUUGAUGUCCAGCAGGUACCAGUUGGCUACGUGGAUGGCCUCCUCGAGCUAGUUGACUCCUUGGUCCACAUGGUACGGAGGAGAGAGGCAUUACUUGUUUACCACGGUCAUCAGCCUCUGUUUACACCAGUGGCACCUAUGGCACCACCUCCAGCUACGGGAAGGAGAGACAGGCGGGCACCCAUAUGUGGCGGGGGUGAGGGCAGAGGUAGAGGUAGGGACAGAGGCGCCCGGAGUCGGAGUUGGAGUAGAGAUAGCAAGUCCCGGGUGCAGGGGGCUUCCUUAUCCUCAGAGAGGACCUUGACUGACGAGGAUACUAAGACCAGGGAUACCAAGGAGAUUGCGAGUGAGCAUUCUGAGUCUGAGGACGGAGACGAUGAUUCUGGCUUAGAGUCACAUUCUUCUGGUGAUAGCGGUGCCGACUGUGAUAGUGAUCUUGAGUUCCGUCCUCCAAAGAGAACGAAGAGGGCUUCUUGACGCACCUGACUUGGCGGACACUGAUCUCUGAACUCCUCUUUUUCUUUUCUUUUGCUUUGUAGUACAGAACUUAUGUAGCUUUAGAUAGGUCUUUCACUUUUUUGCUUAUUGAAAACUUGUAUUUUCUUUUGUAAAAAACUAUGAUCGAGGUUGGACCCUGCAGUUUAUGAAAGAAAGAAACUGUUUUGCAUAGCAUCUUGAGAAUGACACAACACUUUGCACAAAAAAUAACUUAUUUAUGAAAUUGAAACUGAGAAUGAUCGUAUUUGAGUGAGUUCUUAAUCGGAUAUUGAGCUUACAAUUGACCAAAAUACAAAAAACGACUUAACAAAGGAGAAACGAAGACAUAAAACAAACAGGACAAACAUAAUACUGCUGCCAAAUUGUUUGGUCGGCACAGUUCGUCGGCCGGCAAUGAAAUGUACAACCAAUUGAUGAAAUGGCCGGCCGGCUAAGAAAUGCGAUUAGACAGCUAGCAACAACUGUUAGCCACUCACACACCCUUAUCCCCUAUAAAAGUCUCCUCUUGCUGCUUUUUAUGAUAGAACUUCACUUUUCUGAUAGUUUUCUCUAAAAAUGAAGAUUUUCCUUGUUGAUAGGCUCAAAGAUUGGAUGACCACUUUGGAUGGCACGGAAAAGGUGAAUUUCAACGGUUUUAGCAUAAACGCUCUUUUGUCCUUGAGCCACACUCCACUUUGUUUUUUGUUUCUCCACGUUGCUGCCCGCUGUUGGGACCUGUUUACUCAUGUAUUUUGCUUUAGAUCGCAAGAGAUGUGUCCUACUCUUGAGGAGUUUCAAGCGCUAAUGGAGUCUCGUCGUAAUGAAGAGAUUAUGCCUUAAUCCCUUUUUGGCCAUGUACGGGCUUUUGAACGGAUGUGUGGCCUCUCUUUCAAUGAGGCUAAAUCUUUGGCUCAUGAUGGAGAGUUGGACAUUCCUGGCUUGAUUCACCGUUUCGCUGAUAUUGGGAAUAGGCGUGAUCUUCUUUGGCAAGGUUGUCGCCAACACGCUCUUUGCAUAUGCUUGCUUGCCUAUUAUCUUCUUGCCCCUAGUGGCAGCGGAGUCAGUAUUCGAUUGAUCAAAGUGGCUCAACGCCUUAAGGAGGGCCGAAGCUAUCUAGGCUUGGCACUAGCUGAAACCUUAAUAGGUUUGGAUGCUUUCCACAGGCAAGAGACUUCUCGGUUUGCAGGGAGUCCACUGCUUCUCUAGGUAUUGUUUCCCACCCUUUCUCACUUUUGAUUUCUCACAUCAAUUUGACACUCAAUCUCUAUUUUCUCUCAAAAGCCCUUUCCUUACUUUUUUCCUUAACACAUAUCUCUCUAUUCUUUAAUCUCUCAUAUUAUUUUAUCUCUUUCCCGGUGUGGCUGAUGAAUGAGCUGAAAGUUGUUGCCCUGAGUACUCAGCUAGAUCCUACUUUCACUCAUAGCUAGUGAGCUUUCCCACAGAGGGGUUAUAGUGCGAUUGGAUGUGCAGCAGAUCCGCAACUGACAUCGCUUGGCGAUGCCCUUGGCUUAACUUAACUGAGAUGAGUUACAACAUGUCCUGCCAACUGGGUAUACAAUUGAUCGGCCUUACACACUGUGUUUUCUACUUCCCAUUCCGGUUCAGAUGCCAGUUCUGGUGUUAGUAGACUUGUCCAGAUGAGGGGGUUGGAUAUCCAUUACCAUUUCCAGUCCGUGCUUCACACUUGGCUCGAUAUCUUGCUACUUGGAGGAUGAGAGAGCUUUUGGCCCCUACUGCUAGCUUUAGUUGUGCCUUUUCUGGUGAGUGUUUGGCUUAGCUUGAGGAUGAGACACGGGUUGGGCCAUCCUUGUCGGCAGAAACUUCUGAGAGUGCGGGCAAGAGGCAGAUGACCACUACUUGACUUAAUUGUGCUCCUAGUUUAUUUCUUUGACUUUUCUUUUCAAGUUUUAUGAUGUAAAAACAACUUGGAUUUAACUUGAGGAUUUGAUGGUGCACUUGUUUUGAAAUUAUGUAAUUAAAGUUGCGAGUAUUGAAAAUUUUCCUUUUUGGUCCAAAGAAUGGUCUGUUUUGCAAAAAAAGUGAAAUUUUGAGAAAAUCAACCUCAUUAAAACCUUUCAAAACAAAUUUUUGCAAGCGGUCAUUACUUGACACAUAUGGAAUCAAUCCUCAAGACGUACAACCCCGAAUCAAGAGGAUCAUAACUGCCCACAAUUGCGUUCACCUUCACUAUUGUUUUGUCCCUUGCUUCAUCUUGCAAUUGGCCCUUCUGCCCAAUGGAGGUCAAACAAUCAAGCCAACAGAUGGUGAGAUGGACCGAUCAAACAAUGGAUAAGACAGUUGAGUUGAAAAUGAUUAGGGCCGAACUUCGAGAUGAAGUUGCCUACGUAUCCCGAAGAUGGGAAUCAGGCCUUACGUAGUUCUUGGUUAAGGUUCACUUAGGUGUCUCUCAUUUUGUGCUCUAGCUUUUGUCAAAGCCACCCUUUCGAGUUUUCAAUCUUGCGUGCUUUAUUUUCAUUUAUUUCCAAUUUUUCACACUAACUUUUGCCUAGGUCGCCUUUCGGGUUUUCGGCCUAGCGAGCCUCUCAAAGAUAGUACUUUUU